GCAGCCUGACACUGAACAUGCAUCUGCUGUCAUCGUCCUCUUCAACACAUCCAGCUCCACCACUGACAUCAAAACUGGUUUUAGUCAAGGAUCCGCAGGCAAAGGAGAAGAGAAUUACAGAAAAGCAGCAGAAACAGAAGACAGAUUAUUUGAGCAGAAAGUCAUCAUGUCUCUUCAAGUGAAGAAGACAGACGUGCGUCUCGUGUUUUUGGGAGCAGCUGGAGUGGGGAAGACAGCCCUCAUCCAGCGCUUCCUCAAAAACACCUUUGAGCCCAAGCACCGGCGCACAGUGGAGGAGCUCCACAGGAAGGAGUACGAGGUGGGGGGUGUCAAAGUCACCAUCAACAUCAUGGACACCAGUGGCAGCUACUCCUUCCCUGCCAUGCGUAAGCUGUCCAUUCAGAACAGCGAUGCCUUUGCCCUGGUCUACGCCGUGGAUGACCCGGAAUCCCUGGAGGCGGUCAAGAGUCUGCGAGAGGAGAUCCUGGAGGUCAAAGAGGACAAGUACACGCCAAUUGUGGUGAUAGGCAACAAGAUAGACCGUCUAAGUGAGCGUCGGGUGUCCAGCGAGGACGUGCUGUCCACUGUGGAGAUGGACUGGAACCAAAGCUACCUGGAGUCCUCCGCCAAAGAAAACAUCAACGUGCUUGAAGCUUUCAGGGAGCUGCUCAAGCAGGCCAACCUGCCCAGUUGGCUCAGUCCUGUGCUGUACCGGAGACGAGAGACCUUCCCCAAGGAGAUCAAAAAAAGACCCCCUUUGAACAAGACCAACAGCUGCCUCAUCUCAUAAUGAUGUGGAGCUGCUCAGAAGGCAACGCCACCAAAAAAACAAAACAUGAAGACAUGCCCACAAGAGACAGGGAGAAAGAGACUGAAAGGACUUUGGUGAUGCGGAGACACAAACCAAGAGACAGUGUUAAAUGUGUCAAGACUCUAAUGAAAGACUAAGAGUUGUAUUUCCUCAUCGGGCUUGAAAACAUCAAACCCCACAACAACACUGGAAGCAAAAAGACGCUGAAAUGAAGAAGGACACCACCUUCAACACGUGAAAGAAUGUUGUUGAACAAGUGUUUGUGGAACAGACGGGGGGAAAACGACUUUCUGGGAAUGUCAAAAAAAAAAAGAUGUAAUAAGUUGUGACAGCGUAGAAGCAGCUUUAUGUAUCUUUAUCCACUACAAGCUCAGUUUUCAGUCAAAUGUAUAUGUGAUAUUUCUUUUUAGGUUAUUUGCGUUGAUGGUCUUGAAAAAGUGCAAUAAGUUUGUGAUGAUUAUUUAUGCAAAAAGACUGUUUACAUAAUAUGAAUAAAGUGAACAAUAGAAGCAGAACUUAAAUUGGAAACUGUAGGUGUUUCUUUCUCUUUCUGUCUUUGGCUAAUACAUUCUCUUUUUUUAUGCGAGUAAGCUUUAGUUUAUAACCAACUUUAUUUUGUAAUUCAAUUCAAAUGGUAUUUUCUUUUUACCAUAACAGACCAAGGUGAUGUCUGGUGAUCUUAUUCAGUGCUUUUUUCAAGGUAAAUAAAGCCAUUUUCCUAUACUUAUACUCCUAUAGUCCCACUGCUUUUCUCAUUCACUCUCCACACAUUCAUUAUCAAUCUCUUCAGGUUAUUUUGUCAUUUUUACUGAUCUGACUGAUACAUGAAAGAAGAGACAAGAAUGAAGUGUUGUCUCAUGGAGCAGUUAUGAUAUUCGUCAGAUUUACAUACAUAAUGUAUUCAUCUAAGUUAAAAAGAGAAGCUUCCGCUAAAGAAAUAAUGACAAUAUUACAUGUGGAACUAACGUUGUAAACUUCUAGUAGGUAUUUAGAAAACUUUAGAAAGAGUUUUUAAAUUUUUAGUUCUUCUGUCACAGCAAUUGGAGACAUCUGUUAUUUGAAUGUAAUAUUAAAUGACUGUAUUUUCCACUCCAAAACUGUAUUGUGUUGACUAAUUGUCAAAAUCUGUUCUUGAGAACAGUGCUGGUCUAACCAGAAAUGUAAGUUUUCAAAAGACUGAAAAAGAAGAACUUGGAUGACCUGUCUGCAUUUUAAGUGAUUGGUGUUGAUUCUACUAAAUGUACCAAACACUCCCUGGAAAGCUGCAUCUUUAUCCUAGUGAAAUAAAGAUAUGGACUUAA
Micropterus salmoides (largemouth bass) is the source of this 2112-nucleotide messenger RNA. It is a transcript of the gene rasd4, whose product is annotated as rasd family member 4. The coding region runs from base 167 to 790 and encodes 207 amino acids. The transcript has a single exon. Gene Ontology annotation, molecular function: GTPase activity; GTP binding. The record is from RefSeq and is a predicted model, not a curated record. Lineage: Eukaryota; Metazoa; Chordata; Actinopteri; Centrarchiformes; Centrarchidae.